This is a messenger RNA of Musa acuminata subsp. malaccensis (wild Malaysian banana), 1094 nucleotides long. Its product is annotated as prefoldin subunit 2. The record is from RefSeq and is a predicted model, not a curated record. NCBI's taxonomy places the organism in Eukaryota, Viridiplantae, Streptophyta, Magnoliopsida, Zingiberales, Musaceae. Gene Ontology annotation, biological process: protein folding. Gene Ontology annotation, molecular function: protein folding chaperone. Gene Ontology annotation, cellular component: prefoldin complex; cytoplasm.
AAUCACGAUUGCUGCUGCCACCGGUGGUGUGAUGAUGGUCGACAAGUUUCGAGUGGGCCCCCGGCCGAGGCGCUCGCCUGGCCCAAUUUGAAUCUUAAUUGAAAUCGACUCAACUUGAGUUGAACCCAAAUGUUACAACCGGUUCAACCAAGCCGAAUUGAGCUAAACCCAACAACAUCCACUCCCCGCCCCUGGCGCCAGCGCGGCGCCCGCAUCAACCCUAGUCUCCCGAUCGCUCGCUCCUCGUCGCCGUCGCCGAUUCCUGCCGGUCCUCCCCUCAUCCGUCCAGUGGUGGCCGUACAUCCUCAUCCGUGCUUCUCCCGACUUCGGCAUCCGCCUCCUCUUCGAUCCAAGGUAUCCCUUUGCUCCAAAACCUUGAUUGGUAUAUUUGAAGAGCAGAAAGGUCACCUGGCAUUCAGGAACAAUGGCCAGCAAAACUAGCAGCGACAGUCGGGAGCCGAUGAAUGAGCAAAUAAUUUUAAACACAUAUGGAAACAUGCGCUCAGAAAUUAACCAGAUCUACUCAAAGAUCACUGAGUUAGAGAUGGAAGUCAGUGAGCACUCUCUUGUAAUCGGUGCCAUACAACCACUUGAUCCAUCACGUCGCUGCUACCGAAUGGUCAGUGGUGUGCUGGUCGAGAGGACGAUCAAGGACAUCCUGCCUGCUGUGCAGCGCAACAAGGAAGGUCUCGAGGAGGUCAUUGCUCGCCUCAACGAGGCAUUGGAGAGGAAGAAGAAGGAGAUUUCAGAGUUUGAAUUGAAGUAUAAGAUCAAGAUAAAGAAAGCCGACAGUGAGACCAAGGAGGACACCAACCAAAAAGAAGGUUCUGCGCAGGGGGUUCUUGUAGGCCCUGCAAGCUAAUAAAAGUUGCUAGGAAAUGGUGUUUUCCUUGGCUUUUUAAAUCUGGUUUAUAUUUUUCUAGACAGAAAACAUGAUCUUAUGGAGUUUCGUGUUGCAGGCAUGUCCUGAUGAGCUGUAGUAGAAUUUGAUGGAACGAACCACUGAAAUCCUAUGAUGGUAUUGUAGUUAUUCACGAGUUGUUCUUUGCUUGUGUGCAAGUAAAGCCAUUAAUCUAUGCAUUGAUCUGAUGUCU